Molecule: messenger RNA, 2719 nt
Organism: Culex pipiens pallens (northern house mosquito)
Lineage: Eukaryota; Metazoa; Arthropoda; Insecta; Diptera; Culicidae
Product: 3'-5' ssDNA/RNA exonuclease TatD
Exons: 4
Coding region: 1143-2051 (302 amino acids)
Cellular component (GO): cytosol
Molecular function (GO): single-stranded DNA 3'-5' DNA exonuclease activity
Source: RefSeq, a predicted model, not a curated record
UUGAAUUUCGACACACCAGACCACACCACGCCACCCGCUUGAAGACUGACACUCACACACGACUCACAGACACUCCGAGACGACACCCGACCGCGCGACGACGACCCUCCCGUUGACUAGUAGUUUUAUAGCUGUGUAGUGUUGUUAGUAGUCCUCGUCUAGUUUUCUGUGCCCGUGCGUACUAAUAAAUCAUAUUAGAGAACAACAGCACCAUCCGAGUCUCGGUUCGCGGACGUUACGAGUGGCCAGUCUGGUCGACGCGAGUGCGAGUGUGACGCCGGAGUCCCGUCUCCAAUAUCUGUGUGCUAGAUCGAGCCCGUAGAUUAACGAUUUCAUCCAGGACGGUUCUCUGCAGCGCUUCCCGAUCUUGCUCGGCCUGCCACGAUCGAUUCCAGCGCUUGGCACCGAUCCAAAUUCGAAUUUUGUGCAACAUCUGCGAGAGGUUCUUCUGUGCUGUAGAUCUGCAGCUUCUUUCCUUGGAUCGGAUUCACCACUGCUCGAGUUCUACCACCGCGCAUCGAUACUGCUGCACUGGUAUUGGUACUCACACACAACCGCACCGAGUCACCGUCACCUUCUUGGUCUUGGAUUGGCUAGAAAAUCGCAAGGUUUAAUUAGCAAUUACCCGAUGUGGUCCAGUAGCUAAUCCCCGCGAGUCGGCCGCCGUAACCCAGCUAUUACGGCUUCGAGCUUCAGUUGGUCGUGCGACCCGCCUCCGCGCAGAUCCACCUUGCAGGUGUGCCCUUGAACGGUCGAAAAAACAGCAACACCUUCGAAAUCGUCGAAUCCACGGAUUACGCACGUGCACGUUGCAGUUCAGAACUUCGCGACGACGUCCUCCGUGACAAUCUCCAGCCCGACGACGCGUGUAUAAGUGAGCACUGACGACUGUGAACCGAAAGAAAGCAAAAAUAUCGAAAAAAUAACGAAGUUCCGGACGCGGUCAUUGAAGAAGAGUUGAAAAUUCGCGAAGUAAACAGCUUGCGUCGUGGUGUGUGUGUGAGACGCGCAAUUUGGCCAAUAUUUUAGCGCGCCGGUCAUCAUUACGCGGCGAGGGGCCACUAGUACAAGGUACUAGCGAAAGGGUAGAUCGAGCAGAUUGAAGCUUUUUGGGAGUACACAACAGAGAAGAGCACAGCAAGAUGAUGUCUUCGGAUCUGAACGAUGAAAUGAAGCACUGCUACGAGAACCUGAUCGUGGUCGACGUCGGCGCCAAUCUGACCAACAAAAAGUACAUCCGCGACCUGGACUCGGUGAUUCAGCGCGCCAAAGAUUCGGGCGUCCAAAAGAUCAUGGUCCCGGGCACGUCGGUCAAGUCGAGCAAGGAGGCCCUGCGGUUGACGCGAAUCUACCCCGGAAUCAUCUACUCGACGGCCGGCAUCCACCCGCACGACUCCAAGUCCAUCAUCGAGGAGCCCAGCACGUGGCACGAGUUCGAGGUGAUUGCGAGUGCGCCCGAGUGUGUGGCCAUCGGGCCGUGCGGACUCGACUACCAGCGGGACUUUAGCGAACCCUGCACCCAGAAGGACAUCUUCGAGCGGCAACUCAAGCUGGCCUGCCAACUGCAGAAGCCCAUCCUCAUCCACGAGCGGUCUGCCCAGGAGGACGUGUUGGAAAUACUUUCGAAAUUUCAACCUACCCCGCAGAUCAUCAUCCGAGGCUUCAUGGGCACGACGGAAGAGGCUCUCAAGUACCUGCAGCGAGACUACUACCUCUCACUCACGGGAUAUCUGUGCAAGGACAAAUCCGACACCGGCGUGCGCAAGCUGCUCGAGGACGGCCGCCUCCCGCUCGAGCGCCUGCUGGUGGAGACCGAUUCGCCCUUCAUGUACCCGAACACGCGCGCCUCCAAGCUGCCGCAGCACGUCAAGACCGGGCUGACGGAGCGCUCGCUGCUGUACCUGCACCGCUACUGCACCUUCCAGCGGAACGAACCGUGCAGUCUGCCGGCGAUCGUCGAGAUGAUUGCGGCGUUCAUGAACAAAAAGCCCGAGGACGUGGGGCUGGCGACGGCCUUCAACGGGCUGAAACUAUUUGGGCUGUCCCAGUAGGAGGAGGAGGAGGAGGUGACGACAACGACGACGCGAUGAGCCAAACGAAAACAAAAAAUGAAUGAAUUCAAACGACUUUUACAAUUUCAGUGGAAAACGAUUUCACUCUUCUUUUUUUCUUACGUUGAUCGACGAAUGAUAGCGCUGCUAUCAUGGAUUUUAAACGACUUUUUAUUAUAUUAUUCCUUACCUAUGAUUGUUAAUCUGAACCUAGUUAGAUCUUGCCCGAUGUUAGUUUAGUAAUUCGAAGAUGAAACGUAUAACCUUGUUGCUCCUAUUAGUUUGAGAAGGCUGCUCAAAGAGCUACCCUGUCUAUUUUACAGUGUUAAACCGUAUCCUGUGUCAACCCUGUGUUUUGUUCUUACACACAUCACUCUAGACUUACGACAGUAUAAUAUAGUAGUUUUUACUAACUCUAAGCAUGAACAAACGAAUUGUGUUAAACUGAAUUUAUGUUCUAUGGAAGCGAAAGACUGAAGUUACUAAACACACACGAAAUCAAAACAAGAGAGUUGUAGGAAAGAGGAGGAGGUGAAACAUCAACCAAAUCAGAUCUCGCGCGAGAUUUGAACGUUACACAAACUGUACCCUCGUGUGGAGCUAAGCUCACCUUCGGAGAAACGACCCUACAAUCAGGGAAUCCAACCAAUCUCAUUUACUACACACAU